AUGCUUGACAAAUCAAAGAUUAAUUAUCAAUAUCUUGAAGAUACCCUCCUUAAUACUUCUGGCAAAGUACCUCUUGCUGAACGCUUCCGUACUCUUUUCACUUUAAAGAACAUUGCUGAUGAUAAAGCAGUUGAUAUCAUGGCUAAGACCUUUAAUGACAAGUCAGCUCUUUUAAAACAUGAAGUCGCUUACUGUAUUGGACAAACUGGUAAUCCUCAUGCCAACAAGAUUCUUGAAGAAGUUCUUGCUGAUCCUAAUCAACACGUUAUGGUACGUCAUGAAGCAGCUGAAGCCAUGGGAGCUCUUGGGUUCCCCGAGUUCCUUCCUAUCCUUGAGAAAUAUUCCAAGGAGUGUGAUCAAGCUAUUGUAGAUACCUGUGUUCUUGCUAUUGAUAGAAUUAACUAUGUCAAUGAUCCUGCUAAUAAAAAGGAGAAUGAAUACAAGAGUGCUUACUCCUCUGUUGAUCCUGCUCCUCCUACCUUGGAGACAAAGGAUGUUCAAGUCUUGGGUCAAGAAUUGAUUGAUCCUAAUCUCUCUCUCUUCAAGAGAUAUAGAGCCAUGUUUGCCCUUCGUGAAAUCGGUACCACAGAGGCUGUACUUGCCCUCUGUGAGGGUCUCAAGGACAAGACCUCUGCUCUCUUCCGUCAUGAAGUCGCCUAUGUUCUUGGUCAAAUGCAAAACCCUGCCUCUGUCCCCGCUCUUACUGAAUCCCUUAAGAAUAAGGAAGAAGUCCACAUGGUACGCCAUGAAGCCGCUGAAGCUCUUGGCUCUGUUGCUAGUCCUGAAGUCUUUGAAGUCUUGAAUGAAUUCAAGAAUGAUCCUGAACAAGUCGUUGCUGAAUCUUGUAUUGUUGCCCUUGAUAUGUUUGAAUAUGAAAACAGUGGUGCUUUCCAAUAUGCUGAUAGUCUUGAAAAGCAAAACAUGCACUCUCUUAAGCUCGCUACUGGUUAUUAA
Molecule: messenger RNA, 954 nt
Organism: Cokeromyces recurvatus
Lineage: Eukaryota; Fungi; Mucoromycota; Mucoromycetes; Mucorales; Mucoraceae
Product: armadillo-type protein
Exons: 2
Coding region: 1-954 (317 amino acids)
Biological process (GO): peptidyl-hypusine biosynthetic process
Molecular function (GO): deoxyhypusine monooxygenase activity
Source: RefSeq, a predicted model, not a curated record